AUGGCUGACAAUAUUUCAGAAAUAAAUGAAAAGUUAGGAGAUUUAAACAAUUCAAGAGCUAAUAAUAAUGGUGCAACUAAUGAUGAAAGCGAGGAAACUCUAGAACCUGAACAUAUUUUAGAGAAUUUUGAUAAUACAGGACGUUCUUUUGCCAAAGAUUCGAGACCUUCAUCAAUUUCAGAACAUGAAAGUACAGAAUCAUUGACUAACAGCCGACUGGUUAAUAGAAUUACUUCUUUGGCAAGAACCUUUUCUCAUGUAGAGACCUCCAGCAGUGAAGCUGACUUUGAAACAAUUAAAGACCCUAGAAAGAUAAUAGAAAAAUUUGUGAGAGAUGCUUUUGAACAAGGUAUUCAUAUCAGAAACACUAGUAUAAUAAUGGAAGAUAUUACCGUUCAAGUUCCCGAUACAUCAAGACAAGAAGCCAGUACAUUUGGCGAUUUCAUUUUAUUGCCAAUUACAAUUUACAAGAUGAUUAAAAAAUUCACACAACAUAAGAAGAUGAAAUCAAUUUUAAGUGAAGUAAACUUCUUGGUAAAACCAGGAAAUAUGGUUUUGGUUUUAGGAAGACCUGGAUCAGGCUGUUCAACUUUGUUGAAAACUGCAGUAGGCGAAACUAGUUCAUAUAAAGGUAACGUAUCAGGAUCUGUUACAUAUGAUGGUAUUCCUCAAAAAGAAAUGGUUAAAAAUUAUAAAUCAGACUUAAUAUACUGUGCUGAAACUGACAUUCAUUUCCCACAUUUAACUGUUAAACAAACUUUAGAUUUUGCCCUGGCUUGCAAAGUUCAAAACGUUAGAAUAAAUAAUAUGUCAGCAAAGAAACAAAUUGGCAUUGCAAGAGAUUUAUUGGCAACUAUAUUUGGUUUACGUCACACUUACUCUACAAAAGUUGGCAAUGAUUUUGUUAGAGGUGUUUCCGGAGGUGAAAGAAAGCGUGUUUCUAUUGCUGAAGCAUUGGCUGCCAGAGGUACCAUUUAUGCUUGGGAUAAUGCUACAAGAGGAUUAGAUGCGUCUACAGCACUGGAAUUUGCCCAGGCUCUUCGAACAUUUACAGAAUUAUUAAAAUCAACCUCUUUCUGUUGUUUGUACCAAGUCAGUGAGAAUAUAUUCCACACAUUUGAUAUGGUGACAGUGCUUUAUUCAGGAAAACAAAUCUAUUAUGGCCCUGUCGCUAAGGCUAAGGACUUCUUUGAACGAAUGGGAUACAAAUGUCCACCAAGACAAGACACAGCAGAGUUUUUAACUGCAUUAACAGAUCCUAAUGGGCUCCAUCUCAUUAAAGAAGGUUUUGAAGGAACUGUACCAAGGAGCGCUGACGAGUUUGAGUCGUAUUGGAAGAGUUCACCUGAGUUUAAACAGUUGUUGUCAGAUAUCGAAACUUAUAAGACAGAAGUAGACCCAGAGAAGACGAGAGAAAUCUACACAAUGUCCUUAAAGCAGGAAAAGACAAAAUGGACAAGAAAGAGUUCUUAUUAUACUGUAUCAUUUCCAGAACAAGUUAAAUUAUGUACUAUUAGAGGAUUUCAAAGAAUAUAUGGUGACAAGAGUUUUUCCAUCAUUAGCACUGUAGCUGCUGUUUUUCAAUCAUUCAUUAUUGGAUCUCUAUUUUAUAACACACCGUCAUCGACAUCUGGUGCGUUUUCUAGAGGUGGUACCCAUUUCUUUAUGCUAUUAUACUAUUCCUUGAUCAGUUUAGCCAAUAUUUCAUUUGCACAGAGACCAAUUAUUAAUAAGCAUAAAAGCUAUUCUUUUUACCAUCCAGCUGCGGAAGCACUCUCAGAGAAUCUUUCAUUCUUUCCAUUCAGAAUGAUAGGUUUAACUAUGUUUAUGGUGGUAAUAUAUUUCUUGGCAGGAUUGAGAAGAACGGCUAGUGCAUUCUUCAUAACUUAUUUAUUUCUUACUAUGGCUGCGGAAAUUAUCAAUUGUCUAUUUCAGAUGAUUGCAGCUGCUUGUGAAACUAUAAAUGAAGCCAACUCUAUAAAUGGGAUAUUAAUGCUGUCAUUGUCAAUGUACUCGACGUAUAUGAUCCAAUUACCAGAAAUGCGUGUAUAUUUUAAAUGGAUAUCAUUUGCAUUACCAUUAAGGUAUGGGUUUGAGUCAAUGUUAAACGCUGAAUUUCACAAUAGAUAUAUGAGCUGUGGUGGCACACUAGUCCCAUCUGGUCCAGGAUAUGAGAAUGUCCCUCCCUCAAAUCAGGUUUGCGCAUUCCCUGGCUCUACACCUGGAUCAUCCGAAGUUCUUGGUGAUAAUUAUUUGAGGGUCCAAUUUACUUACCAAUAUAAGAACACAUGGAGAAAUUUUGGUAUUUUUUGGUGUUUUUUGUUAGGUUAUCUUGGGUUAAAGUGUCUUCUAGCUGAAUUCAAACCGUCAUUUAGGAAAGAAGGCAAUAUUUUGUUAUAUAAAAAGAAUUCCAAAAUACUUUCUCCAUUUAAAGAUGAGGAAUCAACUCCUGAUGUAGGUGAAGUGAGUUUGAAACAUCACACGACUGCAACCUCUUCAAAUAAUGAAACUAUAGUACAUGAAAAGGAUGAAGUAUUCGAAGGCUUGGGAAGUACUGGAAACUUCCUUUGGAGAGAUCUUGUUUAUACGAUCCCACUUGAGGGCAGUACCAGAGUUUUAUUGGAUCAUGUUUCAGGAUAUUGUAUCCCAGGAAAACUGACUGCUUUAAUGGGUGAAUCUGGAGCUGGGAAGACUACUCUAUUAAACACUUUAGCACAAAGGAAUGAAAUAGGUGUUGUGACAGGAGAUAUAAAAGUUGAUGGUGCCAAAAUUGAUAUUAGUUUUGGGAGACGUACCGGUUAUGUUCAACAACAAGAUGUCCAUUUAGCAGAAUUGACUGUAAGAGAAGCUUUAAUAUUCUCUGCUAUGAUGCGUCGUCCUGAAUCAGUUCCUUAUAGUGAGAAAUUGGACUUUGUUGAAAAGAUAAUCGAGGUUUUAGAGAUGGGAGACUAUGCUGACGCUUUGGUUGGCUUAGAGGGUAGUGGCUUAAAUGUCGAACAAAGAAAAAAAUUGUCAAUUGGUGUUGAACUAGUUGCCAGGCCUGAUAUUUUAUUGUUUGUAGAUGAACCUACCUCUGGGCUAGACUCCCAAGAAGCAUGGUCAAUUGUCCAAUUAUUGAAAAGGUUAUCAGAGUCUGGACAGUCCAUCUUAUGUACCAUUCAUCAACCUUCUGCAACACUAUUUGAACAAUUUGAUAGGUUGUUACUUUUGAAAAAAGGUGGUAAAACAGUAUAUUUUGGAGAUAUUGGUAAUAAUUCUGAUACUGUCCUAGAUUAUUUUGAGAGGAAUGGUGGAAGGAAAUGUCUCGAAAGUGAAAACCCAGCUGAAUACAUUUUGGAAAUAAUUGGGGCUGGUGCCUCUGCUUCUGUAGAAGAAGACUGGGGUUCAGUUUGGAAUAACUCACCUGAAUCUACAACUGUUCAAAAUGAUAUCGAAGGAUUACUAAGUGAAAAGGGCAAUAGGCCUGAUGGUGAGCACUCCAUUAAUAAAACAUAUGCCACUUCAUACUUUUAUCAAUUUAAAUGUGUCCAGAUGAGAGCAUUUACAAUUCUAUGGAGAGAUACUAAUUAUUUAGUAUCGAAAUUUAUGCUUUUCUUAGUUACUGGAUUAUAUAUUGGUUUUACAUUCUUCCAUGUCCCCCAAUCUUAUAAUGGUUUACAAGGUGCUCUGUUUGCAGCAUUUUUGACACUGAUUACUUCAGCACCAGUAAUGAAUCAAAUACAAGCUAGGGCAAUAGAGGCAAGAGAAUUAUAUGAAGUUCGUGAAUCUAAGUCAAAUGUAUUCCAUUGGUCUUUAUUACUUCUUUGCCAAUAUUUCAGUGAAAUUCCAUAUAGUCUUGUAUUUUCUGCCAUUUAUUUUGUAAGUUUCUACUUCCCUGUUGGUAUAUUUUACGAAGCGUCUCGAUCAGCAGUAUUUUACUUAAACUAUGGAGUUAUGUUCCAAUUCUUUUACGUUGCCCUGGGAUUAAUGGUUUUAUACCUGUCGCCAAAUUUACAAUCAGCAAACGUGAUCAUGGGUCUGACUUUAUCUUUCCUUGUAGCAUUUUGCGGUGUUGUACAGCCAAAGACUUUAAUGCCAGGUUUCUGGACAUUCAUGUGGAAAGCAUCACCUUACACAUAUUUCGUUCAAAAUUUAAUUUCAAUCAUGUUGCAUGAUAAGCCUGUUGUUUGUAAAGAGAAGGAGCUUUCGUUUCUUGAUCCUCCUACAGGUUUAACUUGUGGAGAAUACAUGGCACCAUUUCUCACAAUAGCUCCAGGAUACAUAAACAAUCCUGAUAGCACAUCUAAUUGCGGAUAUUGUCUCUAUUCAGUAGGUGACAGCUAUUUAGAGAGAGUGUCAGCAAGUUAUAGUAAUCUAUGGAGAAAUUUUGGAUUUUAUUGGGCAUACAUUGUAUUUAACCUAAUAGCAAUGGUAGUAAGUUACUACAUUUUCCAUAUUUUAAAAAUUCCUUCCAAGAUAAUACAUAUAAUUAAAAAUGCACUUGCAGCAUUUAGAAUCAAACAAAAGAAUAAAAAUAACAAUUGA
Vanderwaltozyma polyspora DSM 70294 is the source of this 4524-nucleotide messenger RNA. RefSeq names its product ATP-binding cassette transporter SNQ2 (gene SNQ2). Gene Ontology annotation, cellular component: membrane. Gene Ontology annotation, biological process: transmembrane transport. Gene Ontology annotation, molecular function: ATP hydrolysis activity; ATP binding; ABC-type transporter activity. The record is from RefSeq and is a predicted model, not a curated record. Bases 1 to 4524 code for a protein of 1507 amino acids. The transcript has a single exon. NCBI's taxonomy places the organism in Eukaryota, Fungi, Ascomycota, Saccharomycetes, Saccharomycetales, Saccharomycetaceae.